This is a messenger RNA of Trifolium pratense (red clover), 2180 nucleotides long. RefSeq names its product ent-kaurene oxidase-like. Gene Ontology annotation, biological process: gibberellin biosynthetic process. The transcript is spliced from 8 exons. Gene Ontology annotation, molecular function: iron ion binding; heme binding; ent-kaurene oxidase activity. The coding region runs from base 313 to 1866 and encodes 517 amino acids. The record is from RefSeq and is a predicted model, not a curated record. Lineage: Eukaryota; Viridiplantae; Streptophyta; Magnoliopsida; Fabales; Fabaceae. Gene Ontology annotation, cellular component: chloroplast outer membrane; endoplasmic reticulum.
AAUGUUGUGACUUUUAUUUUGAUUAAAUUAAUGUUGGAUUAUAUAUAGUGGUUGGUAGGGCACGCCUGCCUGCCUGCCUGGGUGAGAGUGAGACGACAGGACAGACAGAGAGAAUCUGAUGGGAGAGAUGCUGUGAUCAUGUCCCUCCAAAUUGCUUCCAUAACUCAUAAUAAUAUAUAGAAUCUGUUUAUCUAUCUAUCUAUUCAAUUCAAUUCAAUCCAAAAAUGAAUAAUAAAGAAGAAGAAGAAAAAGAAACUUGUUUUGUUUGAGACUCAGACACAGAGAGAAAGAAAGAAAGAAAGAGUUGAAGCCAUGGAGACUCAGACACAGACACAACAGCCCUUUGCCACCACAACUUCACUUCCUUUUGCUGCUUUCUCUCUUUUCUUCUUCUUCUUCUUCCUCUUUCUACUCCGUAGUAGUCGGAGGAGAUUAUUUACUCAUAACAAACCUCCAUAUGUACCAGUGGUUCCUGGUUUGCCACUGAUUGGGAAUCUACUUCAAUUGAGAGAGAAGAAACCUCACAAAACUUUCACAAACAUGUCUCACAAAUAUGGACCUAUUUUUUCCAUCAGAGCUGGUUCUUCCACCAUCAUUGUUCUCAACACUGCUCAACUUGCCAAACAGGCAAUGGUGACUAAAUUUCCGUCGAUUUCAACAAGGAAGCUAUCAACUGCACUGACAAUUCUGACUUCUGAUAAAUGUAUGGUUGCUAUAAGUGACUACAACGAUUUUCACAAAAUGGUCAAAAAACAUAUUCUUGCUAAUGUGCUUGGAGCCAAUGCACAGAAGCGACACCGUCUCCACAGAGAAGUCAUGAUGGAAAAUAUGUCCAGGCAGUUUAGUGAACAUGCAAAGACCCUCUCUGAUUUAGCUGUUGAUUUCAGGAAAAUAUUUGUGUCUGAACUUUUCGGACUAGCACUAAAGCAAGCUCUGGGAAGUGAUGUUGAAUCCAUUUAUGUGGAGGAGUUUGCGAGUACAUUAUCAAAAGAGGACUUAUAUCACAUUCUAGUGGUUGAUUUUAUGGAGGGUGCCAUUGAAGUGGAUUGGCGAGAUUUCUUUCCAUACCUGAAAUGGAUUCCAAAUAAGAGCAUGGAGAAGAAAAUUCAUAAAGUGGAUCUCAGAAGAAAAUAUGUCAUGACGGCAUUGAUUAAUGAGCAGAAGAAGCGAUUGGCAUCAGGGAAGGAAGUAAAUUGUUAUUAUGACUACCUGAUAUCAGAAGCUAAAGACGUGACUGAAGAACAACUGAUCAUGCUUCUCUGGGAGCCAAUUAUUGAGACAUCUGAUACUACCUUAGUUACAACAGAAUGGGCUAUGUAUGAACUUGCCAAAGACAAAAUACGUCAGGACCGUCUGUAUGAGGAACUCCUAAAUGUAUGUGGACAUGAAAAGGUUACAGAAGACCAAUUAUCUAAGCUACCUUACUUGGGGGCUAUAUUCCAUGAAACAUUACGGAAGCAUAGUCCAGUUCCAAUUGUUCCACUAAGAUAUGUUCAUGAGGAUACCGAAUUGGGUGGAUACCAUAUUCCUGCCGGAAGCGAGAUCGCAAUAAAUAUAUAUGGAUGUAACAUGGAUUGUGACUGUUGGGAAAAUCCUGACCAGUGGAUUCCAGAGAGAUUUCUUGACGAGAAAUAUGAGCCCUCGGAUUUGUAUAAGACUAUGGCCUUUGGAGGAGGGAAGAGGGUGUGUGCAGGCUCCCUUCAGGCCAUGUUGAUAGCAUGCACGGCAAUUGGCAGAUUGGUACAGGAAUUUGAGUGGGAGCUAGGACAAGGGGAGGAAGAGAAUGUGGAUACCAUGGGUCUUACAACCCACAGGCUUCAUCCCCUGCUAGUAAAACUCAAGCCGAGAAACCAUUUUAAGUAUUAGUCGUAACUUAUAUUGCUGGUAAAUUUAGUAGUUGUAGCAUAGCUACAUAUUUACUAAGUGCAGCUCACAGUAUAGUUAUCUCAAAUAUAAGAUAUUAACAGCUUUGAUAAAUAAAAUUCUGGUUAAUAAUAAAAAUAUAUGAAUAGUUUUAUUGAGUUUGCUCUAUCGUCUUUAGUUUUUCAAAAGUUUGCUCUAUCAUAUGUAGUUUUUCAAUCAUACAUGUAUGGAUGGAUAAUCAGAAAUUUGGUUUUCAAUAAUAACCAUAACCUGUAAUUUGGUUUUCAAUAAUAAUCAUUUUUUUAUCUUGUGUAAAA